CAGCUCCUUACGGGUGGGGAGGCCAGGUUCUCUCCCUCUCUCUCUCUCCUUCUUUCCCUCUCUCUCCUUCUUUCCCUCUACCUCGCUCCCUCUGUCUCUGGCAGCAAACUUUGUUGGCAGGAAAGACUAGAACAAAAACAGCAACAGCAGACAUAGGGCAGAAAAAAAGCAAAAUCAUCCAGUGAGCGGAGACCUCGCUCUCUCCUAAUUACGUCGCGUCCAGCAUCCAUUCGUCCUCUUUUUUUCAGUCCCUGAAGUCCUGGGUAAGUGGUAAUUAGCUGGUGGGGGAUAAAACCAGCUGGUCGGGGGAGGGCCGCCGCAUUUUGGAGCGAGAUGGCUAGCAGGAAGGUCGUUCUUCUGCUUCACGGAUUCCUCUUCCUCGCUUUGUAUCGACCUUCACUCCAAGGAGGAGUGUACGUCCCCCCCGGAGGUGGAGUUGGUCCGGGUGGUGUCGCCGGUGGUGGAGCUGGUGUCGGGCCAUUCCCAGGUGCUGGAGUGAUUCCAGGAUACAAACAGGCAAAGGCUGGGGGUGGCAUUGGUGGCCGUGGCCUGGGUGGUUUUGGAGGCGCUGGGAUCGGGCCAGGUGCUGGUGCAAAGCCUCCUAAACCAGGUUAUGGAAGUUUAGGAGCUGCUGGCCUCGGACCUGGGGGCCUGGGCACUGGAUAUAAGCCAGGAGGUGGCUACGGUGGAUAUGGAGGAGGAUACUUCCCCGGAGCUGGGGUGGCAGGACUGAAACCUGGGAAAACAGGUCCGGGUGGAAAGGCCGCUAAGCCUCCAAAAGGGCCCGGAGCAGGGGGAACAGCGAUUGGAGGACCAGGAUUACCAGGAUUGCCAGGGGGACCUGGAGGCCCUGCCCUUCCUGCUGGUGGACCCGUCAUACCUCAAACUGGUCUUCCAGGGGUCGGUCCAGGAGGGAAGGCUGCAAAGCCACCAGGAAAAGUGCCAGGUGUGGGAGUACCUGGGCUUUACCAAGGCGGUAUUGUACCUGGACAAGGAUUUGGCGGGCGGGGGGUCCUUCCUGGUGUAGCUACGGGGGAUGGACUGAAACCCAAAUCACUUCCUGGGACAGGGCUGCAGGGACCUGCGGGAUAUGGACUUAAUGGAGGUCGUGGAUAUGGAGGCCCACGGCAGCCGGGAGUCUUCUAUGGAUACCCCAUCAAAUCACCCAAAGCCCAAGGUGGUUUAGGAGCACAGUUUGGCGGGGGCAAGCUCCCCUAUGGUUAUGGGGGCUUUGGAGGUGCGGCAGGAGCCAAGCCUGGGUAUCCCACUGGAACUGGUAUGGGAGCUCAAGGGGUGGCUGCAGCUCUGGCCAAAGCUGCUAAAUAUGGUGCUGGCACUGGCAUAGCCGGGGCAGGAGGGCUGGCCGGAGCAGGAGGGCUGGCCGGGGCAGGAGGGCUGGCUGGGGCAGGAGGGCUGGCCGGGGCAGGAGGGCUGGCUGGGGCAGGAUUUCUCCCUGGAGGGCAGGUGGCUGGCGCCAAGCCUCCAAAAUAUGGCGUGCCAGGGGGGAUCGGGGGGUUGCCGAGCACUGGAGUUGCGGGCCUGGGGGUUGUCCCAGGGCUAUUACCGGGAACUGGAAUCGGCACUGCAGGGUUUGGAGCUAGAGUUAAGCCUCCUAAAUAUGGAGUACCAGGAGGAGUACCAGGGGGAGUCCCAGGGGGAUUUCCAGGUGGAAUCCCAGGAGGAGUACCAGGGGGAAUCCCAGGAGGAGUACCAGGAGUAAUACCAGGGUAUCCAGCUGGAGCAAAAGCUUUGAAAUAUGGUGUUCCUGGGGGGGUUGGUCGUGUGCCAGGCCUAGGAGGUGUUCCAGGGGCCGCAGCAGCAGGCAUCCCUGGAGCCUACGGCACUGGAGCGAAGCCCCCGAAAUAUGGUGUAGCCGCCGGUCCUGGAUGGGUCCCAGCUGGCGGGAUACCUAUAACUGGACUUGGGGGAUUAGCAGGUGGGGUUAAACCUCCAAAAUAUGGAGUGCCAGGGGCAGUGCCAGGAGGAGUACCAGGGAGAGUACCAGGGGGAGUACCAGGUGGAGUACCAGGGGGAGUACCAGGCGUAGUGCCAGGAGCUGGAGUAGGACUCGGAGGACUUGGUGCUAAACCUCCAAAAUACGGUGUACCAGGAGCAAUACCAGGAGCAAUACCAGGAGCAAUACCUGGAGUAGUACCAGGAGUAAUACCAGGAGCAAUACCAGGAGUAGUACCAGGAGCAAUACCAGGAGCAAUACCAGGAGUAGUACCAGGAGCAAUACCAGGAGUGUACCCGGCAGGUGUUAAACCGCCAAAACCCGGUAUACCAGGAGCAAUACCAGGAGCAAUACCAGGAGUAAUACCAGGAGUAGUACCAGGAGUGUACCCGGCAGGUGUUAAACCGCCAAAACCCGGUGUACCAGGAGCGGUGCCAGGAGCAAUACCAGGAGUAAUACCAGGAGUAAUACCAGGAGCAAUACCAGGAGUAAUACCAGGAGCAAUACCAGGAGUAAUACCAGGAGUAGUACCAGGAGCAAUACCAGGUGUGCUUCCGGGAGCAGUGGCAGGAGGUGCUGGAGUGUACCCAGCGGGUCUUAAACCACCAAAAUAUGGUGUACUAGCUGGGGUUGGAGGAGCUGGAGUCCCAGGAGCGGUACCAGGAGCGGUACCAGGAGCCGUACCAGGAGUGAUACCCGGACUGGUACCAGGAGGUGCUGGAGUGUACCCAGCUGGUGUUAAACCGCCAAAACCCGGUGUACUAGCUGGAGUUGGAGGAGCUGGAGUCCCAGGAGCGGUACCAGGAGCCGUACCAGGAGGUGUUGGAGUGUACCCAGCAGGUGUUAAGCCACCAAAAUAUGGAGUACCUGGGGCAGCAGGGGUGGCUGUUCCUGGUGCCACCCCGGGGGCGAUUGGGGGUCCGUCUGUGUCAGGCGGGAUUGUCCCGGGGGGCACUGGCCUUCCCCUUGUGCCCGCUAUAAAACCAGGCAAGGAUCUGAUUUCAGUACCAGGUGGCACUCAGGUCCCAGGAGCGGUGGCUAGUGUCACAACUGGCAAGGCACUUGUACCCAGUGGUGCUGGAGGCAUUGCAGCUGGAACAGGUUUCGUUGGUACAGCGCAGCAACAACCAGGCGCAGGUGUUCCUGCUGGUAAACCUCCAAAACCAGGUUUUGGUACUUAUCCCUACGGUCAUGGAAUUCCUUACACUGGAGUCGCAGGAGCUGCAGGCGUUCUCCCUGGUGCCAGACCUCUAACAGCACCAGGUGUAGGAUAUCCGUCGGGCGUGGCGAUUGGAGCUGGUAAACCGCCAAAACCAGGGUACGGCUCUCUGUCCGCUGGAUACCAGCCAGGUGCCCUUGGUGCCGGUGGUUUCCAGCAGCCUCUCCCAGGAUUUGGAGUUGGUGGGCCUGCACUCGCAGCACAACAAGCCAAAGCAGCCAAGUACCGUAGCCUCCAGGGAUUUCUGGGCGGAGGUCUGGGAGGCAUUGGCGGAUGCCAGGGCAAAUACUGUGGGAAAAAAAAGAAGUAAAGAACCUCUGAAGACAUGAAGUGACCUCAAGAAUCCAUGGUGCUACUGCCUGAUGUAGAAUGUACAUGUUUAUAUAUUACCAAAACAGUCCCUCUUCAAGUACAAAUCUGUAACUUUGUUUUGUACACAUUGUACUAUAGGUUUUUGUUUAACAAGUCCAGUAAAAAAUAAAAAAGCCAGAAGAAAGCUAGACGUUCAGACAAAAAAAUUAGACAAAAUGUUUGCGAAGUUAUAAACAACAGCGUGCCUUAGACCUGCUUGCCGCCAUUCCCCGUACCUGAAAUUGCUGCAUUUAAGACAUACUUUGUUCCGUUUUAAGUUGUUUGUCCACUGUUUUUUUUUUUUAUUGGAUACGUUCAUUGGUGCUCUCAGUACUUCUAGUAAUAUCCAUUGUGUUCAGCAGAAUCGGUGCCUUGUUAUUAAUAACAUAAUUAGAUUUUACUGUUACUGCUGAGAUCAGGUGAUUUUUUUUUUACACAAUAUGCAGCUUUCUGUUGUGUUUUAGAUAACAAACAUUUGCAGUGUAUCCUGUGGGAAUAAAAAAUAGUGUCUCUUUAAUUGUAACAAUGCACUUAAAAUUGAAAGGAAUACUUGGUGCAUCAAAGGGCUGAGCUGGUGAGCGAUGGCAUGUGACCUGGGGAGACUCUGCCUUAUGAAGCACAGCUCUAGGAUUUUUUCCUCUUGAGUGGGUGUUAGGGUUAGUGAAGCAUUUGGUGAUGCAUCUGACUGACCCCCCCCCCAAAAAAAAAAAAAAAAAAAAGAGAUGACUCUCCAACUCAGAGCCACAUGGCCAGCAGUCCUCGCGCUUGAAGGGCUACCGUGCAGAGAGCCGCCUGCUGGCCAUGCUGUGGUCCUCACUUAAAUAAGCUUCAGUAACAAAUUCAGCCCAAGUUUUUACAAAAUAUAAUUUUGUUUUAUGUAAUAGUGGGAUUUAAAAAGCGGAAUUUAAGGAAAAAUAGCAUGAGUUGGAAUGUACAUGAUGUAUGUAUGAAUAAUUUAGAGUUAUUUCCUGCCCUCAUAAGUGGGGAUUAGGUGCUUUUAAUAGUCAUCCGUGAUUUUUUUUUUUGUUCACGUACAAUUACUAAUGAAAACUGAUGAAUAGUAAAUCAGUAAUUACUUGUUUUGCACCGUUCCUAACUUGACUUUUACACCUUUAUAAACAAAAUAUGUUAUACAUUUUUUCCGCAUUGCCUGUGCUUUUUAGUCACUGUGAAAAAAAAUGUAAUGUAUACCUUUGUUCGUUGUUGGUGUAAUUUCUCCAUCGCUGUUCUGUCCAUGUUUGUUGUCGGAGGAUGACCGUAAGAGGAGGCGCGUGGCUAUAAUAUCCUCGCUCGGCGCCGUUUCCAUAACUUGGAGGUCACCUUUCACGAAGAUGGCGAGUAGUAAAGAGCAUCUGCUUCGGAUAUUUUAUUCAGUGCUGCAUUUGGACUGUCUUUGAGCCCUGCCAGACCUCUUAUUAUCUACCAGGGGUUUAUUCUUAUUUAAAGGGGGUAACCUGGGGGGGACGGGCGGAGGGUAUUGCACUUUUGCCACGAUGCACAUUUGAAUACGUCCUGGACAUCCCGACCUUAUAAUUGCUUCAGUAAAUAAAACAAUAAACUUUUAAUACUUUAA
Paramormyrops kingsleyae is the source of this 5097-nucleotide messenger RNA. NCBI's taxonomy places the organism in Eukaryota, Metazoa, Chordata, Actinopteri, Osteoglossiformes, Mormyridae. The record is from RefSeq and is a predicted model, not a curated record.